This is a messenger RNA of Laccaria bicolor S238N-H82, 3384 nucleotides long. RefSeq lists its product as uncharacterized. The transcript has 22 exons. Lineage: Eukaryota; Fungi; Basidiomycota; Agaricomycetes; Agaricales; Hydnangiaceae. The record is from RefSeq and is a predicted model, not a curated record. The coding region runs from base 1 to 3384 and encodes 1127 amino acids.
AUGGCCGCCCCCGCGACGUAUACUGGGAUAGCCAUAUCUAAUUGCGUCCAGCUUAUCGGUACUAUCAUCACUUGGUUUUUGUCGGGGUCAUUAUUGGUGCAAUGCUACGAUUUCUUCUGCACCGAUCAUUUGAAUGGGGACUUGAAAUUCAUCAAAGUAGCGGUUUGGGUGCGGUCGAUGGCUGUGACUGCGGGUGCUUGGCAAAGCUUAAUAGUUGCAUGGGGAAACCCAACAAUUUUCACUGGCCCUUCCGUGUUUCCCGUCUUUACCGUACCACUCACUGGGAUAGGCGAGUCUUCCACUCAACCGAUCCUUCAACGUACUGACUUCGCCAUUGAUAGAAUCCUGCGUUGUUCAGAUUUUUUUUGCCUGGUGGCGUUGAUGCAAUUAGCGGCUGCGUUUGCCCGUGGAGUAGCUCAUACUUUAGACCUUUCAGCUGAGCUCGUACAGGCAAAAUUAGAAUCCUCAUUCAAGUCAACGAAGCGUAUUAUCGAUCGUCUCAUUAUUGUAACUUUGGAGACCGCCGCCGUCACCCUGAUCACGACUCUUGUUCAACUAAUUUUAUAUUCAAGAUCUCCGACAAAUUCGCUCAACCGAGUUGGCAUAAUGUACAUUUUGGGGGGCUUCUUGCAGAUUAUGGCUCCCAAAGGCAAAGGAAGUACCAGAAUGGAUGCUGGAAAAGUUUCUUCUUCAUUCACCCCAGGAUUACAAAAAUCUGCUAGCAAUGCUUCGAGCAGUCGAAAUUCUGCACAACUUCUUAACCUGCAUACACAAGCCUUACUGGAGCAACAAGAUGGCCCAAUUGUUGACAGUGAUAUCCCUAAUCUUGAUGAUAACAUGUCACCAACCACCAAUCCUGUUACAAUUGACCCCAUCCUUGAUGAUAUCAAGGUUGAAUACCAUCCACAGAGUGGGAAACCUACUCAUGUCUAUCACUUUGAGGAUUGUACCACAUCUUCUGAAGGCACAGCUAAUAUGCCAGUUGAUCCAGAACCGUGGAGACCAUUUCGAUCACGCCUUGAUUUCGAGAUUGCAGAAUUGAUUCUGAAUACCCAUAUGAAUAAAUCUCAAACCAACCAGCUGCUCUCACUCAUACACCAAUGCAUUCAAAGGCCAUCUGAAUUUACAUUGGAAAACAGCACUGACUUGGAAUGUGUAUGGGAAAAUGCUCGUAUGGCACGCACAUCUGGUUUCUCAAAAAUCACUGUCCCUGUCCCUUAUAAAGAGAAAGAGGUUCCACAUGAUGUUUGGACUUACUCAUUGUUUGACUGGACUCGUGAACUUCUUGAAGACCCAGGUCUCAUUUCCCAAUUUCAUUGGCAUGCUGAACGUCACUACAAGUUUAAUGGUUCAAAAUUUGAACGAUUUAUUGAUGAACCAUGGACUGCUGAUACCUGGUGGCAAAUUCAGGUACAAUCUUGUUCAUCCCUUCCACAAGGUGCAUUGCCUUUCUGCAUGGUCAUUUAUGCAGAUAAGACACGCCUUUCAUCAUUUGGCUCUGUCAAAGGCUACCCAGUAAUUGGUCGCCCUGCCAACUUCAAUGUCAGGAUCAGAAAUGGAACAGGCAUUGCAGGUGGGAGAGUGCUUGGAUUACUUCCAGUGGUGGAUGAAGAUGCUGGAGAAACAGGAAAAAAAGGAUAUGUCAAUUUCAAGAGAGUUGUCUGGCAUAAGGCAUUCUUCCACAUUCUGGAUUCUAUUCGAAAGUACCUCAAAACAGGUUACACAUUUACCAAUUGUGCUGAUAGCAUUGCACGGCAUAUAUUCUGGUUUAUUUUGAUUGCAUCUGCUGAUUAUGAAGAGCAGUGUAUGAUUUCCUUAAUUCGUGGGGCAGGAGGCAACUUUCCAUGUCCAAUCUGUCUUGUUCCUGCUGAUCAGCAGACCAAUUUGUCAACAAUAUUUCCUGAGCGGACUAUGAAAAAUAUGCAAGAAAUCUAUCUCACUGCACAGAAGCUGGCAUCUGGCCCCAAGGAGGAACUUCUCAAAAGUCAUGGUUUGCGUGAUGCUGAGAAUGUCUUCUGGAUGUGCCAUGGUUCAGAUAUACACAAAGCACUUUCAUUUGAUCGCCUUCAUGCAUACCAUGGUGGUCUUUUCUCAGACCAUUUGUUAUCUGAAUUCAAAAUGAUCAUCAAUGAGCUUGGUAAAGCAUCUGCUAAGUUGCUUGAUAUGCAAUUUGAUGAAAUGCCCCCUUGGAGUGGCCUCAACCAUUUUAGUGCUGUGAUGAAGACAGAGUUUGCAGAUGGCUCAAAAUAUGAGGAUAUAUCCAAGGUCACUCAACUACAUUCUUUAAUGACACUGAUAAUGAUGCUCCAUCAGAUUAUAGUAUUUGCAGCCCAUAACAUUCUGUCCAAAGAUGUAACAAAACAAGGCUUCCAUCUUCUCAAGCUUAUUCGAAGUUAUCUGGAGCUGGACAUGUAUGUUUCUUUAACGACACAUACUGAAUCAACUAUUGCGGCUGGUCGGGCUGAGCUACUUGUCUUUGAAAAUUACUACAUCCAUCAGCAUGUUUUUGAUGACAUCCAGAACAAGGGUGCUACUCGAAACUACAAUACGAAGCCAAGUGAAAAGUCACAUGGUUCAUUGAAAUCAGCCUACAAGUUUCACACCAAUUUUAAGAAUGUUGAAUCACAGAUUCUUGAAGUCAAUCAAUCCCAUCUGGUUGCAACAAUCAUACGCACGAAACUGGAGACUCUUGAUGAGGCACAAGACUCCAAUGAGGAGGUGGUUGAGAAGGAUAUAAUUGGCAGCAAACAUGUCUCUCUUGGCUCUCCAACUUCCAAGAUUACACUCAAAGACAUGGAGCAGCGAGGGGCUCAAGAUUUUGCAUUUCAAGAUUUUCGAAAGAAGCUAUCCAAAUUCUUCUCAAAAUACUUUGGGCAUCAAAUACAACUUCAUGAAGAUGAAAAUAUUCACUCAAUUUUUCAGAUCUUCCCAUACCAAUAUCUUCAGGUCAACUAUGAGUCAACAGUUGAUUGGUCUCUGACAACAGAUUUGCUCAGAGUGAAUCCAAAAUUCCACAACAAAGAGCGCUAUGACUAUGUUGUUGUCAAAAUUGACAGCAAGAAAUUCAUCUUUGCUCAGCUAUUGUGUAUUUUCAGUUGUGAAGUCAAGUCAACCAAGUACUUUUUGGCUCUCAUUCUUCCCCUUGAUCUUCCACCCUCUCUAACCAAUCGUGGACGUGAUUGGGAACUAUGCUUUACAAGACUUCGGUCGCGUCCAAGGCUUUCAAGCUGCUUUAUCUCUGUGGAAUCAAUUGUUCGCAGGGCUCUUAUUUCAAAGGAUUAUGGUGCAGAGUAUGGUGAUGAGUACCUUGUUGUUGAUGUUGUUGAUUUUGAUCUGUGGUUGCGGCUGAAGACUUUGCCACUCAUACACAGAGCAGAAUUCUAG